AAAACACUAAAAAGAGCAUUUUAGAUAGAUCAGUCAUACAUAGACAUAUAUCAUCAAUAUAUAUAUAUAUAUAAGUGGGAGAAACAAGUUGAGCACUUGAAAGGAGCAACGUGUCUAUGUUUUAGAGGAUAAAAAAAGCCUCUUUUUUUCUCUUUUUUUUUUCCUCCCUUUCCCUUUCCUUUUUAGAUGGAUGAAAACACAGGCAUGCCAGAGAGAUCCAUAGAAUUUAAGUACGAUUUCACCGGCGGUGGCAGUAGCGGAGUUGGUGGUAGCACAGGUGGUUCGAGUGAGGAAGCUGGCAACGGCGUUGGCGGGGUGGUAAAAGAGCAAGAUCGGUUACUUCCAAUAGCAAAUGUGGGGAGGAUAAUGAAGCAAAUUCUACCUCCAAAUGCCAAAAUCUCAAAAGAAGCUAAAGAAACUAUGCAAGAAUGCGUGUCGGAGUUCAUCAGUUUCGUGACGGGGGAGGCGUCAGAUAAGUGCCAUAAGGAGAAGAGGAAGACUGUUAAUGGUGAUGAUAUUUGCUGUGCUUUGGCUACACUUGGAUUUGAUGAUUAUGCUGAGCCUUUGAGAAGGUAUUUGGUUAGGUAUAGAGAUAUGGAAGGGGAGAGAGCUCAACAAAACAAGGGAUGUUGCAAUAAUAGUAAUAAUAAUAAUAACAACGAUGGAUGAGAGAAAUAAUUGGAGAAAUUUGCCUCAAACGAUUUGGAAAGAAAAAAAAAUUGAACUUUUCCUCUUUUUUUUCUUUUCUUCAAUUGGGUAUUUCUUUUUCUUUUUUUGAAGUUUGUUAAACAGGAUAGGCUCAAAUGGGGAAAUGGGGGAAAUGGAGAAAUGUGAUUUGGAGAAGAGGUUUUAUUAUUAUUAUUAUUUUUUUGUAAUUUGAUUUUCUGACUUCUAAAAAAACACUUUUAAUUUGUGGGUUUUGUUUGGUUUUGUUUUUUGUUUGUAUGUUUGUACUUUGUUUUGUUCUUUAGAUAUGAGGGUUUUUGUUGAAUUAACAUGUUGGGGGAUGUGUAAAAAACCAAAAAGGUUUGGACACAUUUAGGGUUUGAUUUGGGGAUGUAUAAUUUGGAUGCUACUACUAAUUAAUGAUCUCUCUCUCUCUUUGUUGAAUUUUCAUUUCCUUGGGAUUUUUAAGG
Messenger RNA from Cucumis sativus (cucumber), 1136 nucleotides. Its product is annotated as nuclear transcription factor Y subunit B-5. Gene Ontology annotation, biological process: regulation of transcription by RNA polymerase II. The transcript has a single exon. Gene Ontology annotation, cellular component: nucleus; CCAAT-binding factor complex. The record is from RefSeq and is a predicted model, not a curated record. The coding region runs from base 187 to 669 and encodes 160 amino acids. Gene Ontology annotation, molecular function: RNA polymerase II cis-regulatory region sequence-specific DNA binding; DNA-binding transcription activator activity, RNA polymerase II-specific; protein heterodimerization activity. Lineage: Eukaryota; Viridiplantae; Streptophyta; Magnoliopsida; Cucurbitales; Cucurbitaceae.